AUGUAUCGGUCUCGCGAGCGGUUGAAUGUGUUAAAAUCAAUUAGCAUACUCUGUGUUCAGCUGCAGCUUCUGCUAUUGUGCGGCGGGACCUUUGUGAAUGAGACGUCUGUGUUUGGACCUGAGAAGCUGCAGGCCUUCAAGAUCUUUGACGAUGAGCAGCAGCCCCAAAUCUCGGCUCGCAGCUUCAUCUGUGUUCCCUUGUUUAGGGUCUUUAGUUUGGAGCUGGGAAACAAUAUCCACCUGGCAGCUGAUGAGUAUGUGGCUGUGAGCGGGGAUCAUCCCGCUUUGGGGUCCUGGCAGUUGGACAAGGCUAUGCCUUUAAAGGAGCAGGAUAAAGCCCGUUCAAAAUGGUAUCUCCGCCUGUGGAUAUGCGCCAGUCAGAGAUUCUAUUACCGGUAUUUGGUCUACUCCAAGAAUGCUGAAGGCAAGCGUAUACUGAGGAGCUGGGAGGGUCAGAAGGUGGCCCGAAUGCUGCAGACCUACGAGAUGUAUCGCUCUCCUGGCGUGGAUAUUUAUGGCGAGGCAUAUCCCACCUCGGUGGGUGGUGGCUUUCACCUGGAACGCGGUUGGCUGCAGCAUGAGUACGUCAUCGAGCUGAAGUUUGUGUGGCAAGAUCACUUUGUGAUAUCCGGCAUUUCGUCUAACGCCAAGUACCGACUGACUUUGACGCCUCUCAAUGUGAUGGACGACACCCGCAUUGAGGUCUCCAGAUUCUCCUACAAUCACUCUGCCUUUCGGGCUCAAAGCCAACAGGGGGUGAAGUACAUACCAGGUACUGCUCUGAUCUAUCGGAUAUAUCAACCGCUGGACACCUACAAUGCCUUUCGCCUGUCGUUAUAUCAAAGCAACAGGGAUAUCAAGCUGUCCUUGGGUGAGGCCUACAUAUUUCCCGAGCAGAUAAAGGGCAGUCGUGGCAUCUUGCAGCUCCCCAUCUUUGCUAGCCUUCAAAACGUGGCUAUUGGGGAGGUUACCCUGCCUUAUUUAGUGGUCCAACCCAUGCCCAAAGUGGAGGCGGGAAAUCUACGAGCAAGUUUUCAUCACUACUGGCCGGAUAAUUGGCCCACAUUGGACGUAGGACAUCGGGGAUUGGGAGCUAGUUACUUCCAAUCUUCAACAAGUUUCACCGAAAACACAAUAGAAAGUUUCCUGGCAGUGGAGCAGGCUAAAGGAGACAUGGUGCAGCUGGAUGUGCAGCUGACCAAGGAUUAUGUGCCAAUUGUAUGGCAUGGAUUUGGAUUUUAUACCUCGGAGAGGGAUCAACCUAUAAGAGAUCGCUUUGACUUGCGUUUUGUGCUCAUAAGGGAACUAACCUACUCCGAACUCAAGGCCAGUAGGGUAUUCAUCUUGAAGCGUUGGACUGUCAAGGAGUACACGCACCUCAAUGUAAGGGAUCGAAGUCAGAGCCAAAGAAUAUUUCCUAAGCUAUCAGAGGUCUAUGAGGAUCUGCCAAAGAAUCUAGGACUCCUGGUGGAGAUCAAGUGGCCACAGCUGAUGGCCUCGGGUGUCCUGGAAUCCACGCAGAGCUUGAAUAAAAACAACUAUGUGGACAGGAUUAUACAGACAACGAUUCGUUAUGGUUGUGGACGUCCCCUGAUCUUUGCCAGCUUCGAUGCGGAUAUAUGUACCAUGCUCCGGCUCAAGCAACACGUCUUUCCCGUGAUCCUGAUGAGCAUAGGCAAAUCAAACAUUUGGGAUCCCUAUAUGGAUCUAAGGACGCAGAGCUAUCAGCAGGCCGUAAACUUUGCCCAGUCUGCGGAGAUCCUAGGCACAGCCUUGCAUGUGGAGAACUUUCAAAACAAGCAGCAGUCGGUGGAACUGGGAUUGAACCUGCAGCAAGUUUUGUUUUUGUGGGGCAAUGAUCUGCAGAAUGUCCAUCUUCUAGAGCAAUUUCGGGCUCUGGAUGUUUCUGGGCUCAUCUACGAUCACAUGGAUCAAGUGGGUCCAUCUGCCUGGAAGAGAUCUGCGUUCUUUCGAGCUCACCAGCUGCUGGAAUUGUUUGGAGCUCAGUGCGUGGCAAGUGGAAACUCAACCACCAUUCCAGGCGUGAAGCCCGCCAAGCCAACCAUAUGGCCAAAGUUGAGGUAGUGUGGGGGUAGGACUAGGAUAUUAUAAAAUGUAAUAAAAAUGAAAGGAUAAAAGUAAGAAUGG
Drosophila kikkawai is the source of this 2148-nucleotide messenger RNA. Its product is annotated as glycerophosphocholine phosphodiesterase GPCPD1. The record is from RefSeq and is a predicted model, not a curated record. Gene Ontology annotation, biological process: glycerophospholipid catabolic process. Gene Ontology annotation, molecular function: glycerophosphocholine phosphodiesterase activity; starch binding. Lineage: Eukaryota; Metazoa; Arthropoda; Insecta; Diptera; Drosophilidae.